Lymnaea stagnalis (great pond snail) is the source of this 9030-nucleotide messenger RNA. The record is from the annotation of a GenBank genome assembly. Lineage: Eukaryota; Metazoa; Mollusca; Gastropoda; Lymnaeidae.
CUUGUCUUGUGUGCCCCGUGUUGGGAAACUUGUCGACUUUCAUUCAGCCAGUGACUGGGGCUUUAGCCUUUGAAACGAUUACAAACAAUAAAUGGCUAUUCAAAUCAAAUGUAGCUACUCAAGAGUGUAGCGACCCAAGAGUGUAGUGACUCAAGGGGUGUUAGAUAAACAGAUUGCUGUGUGCUAUGUUGCAGAUUUUUGUUUUUACUGCGGCAUGUUACGUUGAUAAUGACUGACGACUUAGAAGGUCUUUAUAAUCGAUCGUUAUUUUGAAAGAAAUUCUUCUUAUUGCUCAAAUUUCAACUGUAAGUUUAGACCCUCGGUGUUUCCUAUUUUUUACACAUACUUUGAUUUGUUUAUCAAAACAGAUUUUCACUUUUGUCGGGCUUAAACAAACAUUGUUUCACCGUCACCUUCAAAGUAGACGAACUAAAAUAUUUUAUUUUAAGCUACGCAAAGUUAUAUGGCGUCGUUUUUCUUCAUUGCAAUUUUAACAAUUUCAGAGAUUUCAGAGAUUUCAUUUAUUUCACACGAGUUUCUCAAUGAAAUUAAGAAUUAUUUUUUAAAAUAAAAUUAGUAAUUUUAAAAAAAAAAUGAAACACUUACACGAGUACAAGAUUUGUUUGUUUGUUAAAGAAAUAGGUCUUUAUUUAUAAUAAUAAAUGUUAAUUUAUUCCAAAGGACUCUUAUUAUGGUUAGGUAAUUCUAAAAUUUCUCGUCAUAACACACUUGCUGUUUUUGUGUGUUUCUUGCAGGACUGUGUUGUGAAUAGAAGUUUCGAUGUCGAGAUUAUUUCUCAAGAGGCAUCUAUGAUGACGUCAUCACAGAAUUUUUCUGAAGGGGUGCAUAGUCUAAAGGAAUAGUGAUGCUUCACUUGGAGCUUUAGGAAGUCUAAAUGAAAGAUUGUCUGCCCAUAUAGAUGGAACGUGAACACAUAAAAUGUUUAUUCCAAUGUCAACUGUUCUGAAAUUUGAUAGCGAAUGAGCCUAACCUCUUUCUGUAUCUCGGCUUUGCGUCAGUCUACUAAAAAGAUGCAAUUAAAUUAACACACUACUAGAAGAAGACGCUUAUAAAUCUGGGGCGGAAAGUUUUAAUUUACUAAAGGGCAGGGAGACAUAAAACAAAUAUGGAUGACGUAAGCCUUAAAUCCUCGACUGGCUGCAGUGAAGGAUUCGGCCAAUCGCAGGCAAUGACUCCACAAUCGCAGGCACUGACCACUGACGGACGCAUGAAGAUUGGUCUUUUUGCUGCAUCGAGACAGCCAGCUAAACCAAGAGACAUCAAGAGUUUCCAGAUUUUACACAGUCCUCGUGUAUAUGGGUAAGAAUUAGUAGGUAAUAGUAUGAAAUAAUGGGUAAGAAAUAGUAUUGAAUAGUACAAUAUCUUUAAAAUUACUUAUUUUUUCAAUGGCUUAGUUCUAUUCAACACUUAAAUCAAUUGAGAUUAUAUAUAAUAUUCAACGUUUGUGUAGUUACUGUUGACAUUUGAGAUUAUAUAUAAUAUUCAAAGUUUAUCAUGCUUACUGUUGACAUUAAGAUUAUGUAUAAUAUUCAAAGUGUGUGUCCACUGAUAACAUUUGAGAUGAUAUAUAAUAUUCAAAGCGUGUUAUCCUUUGUUGGCAAUGAAUUUAUCGAUACGGUCGAAGAACAAUUGAUGCUCUAUGUGAAGAAUACUUUUAAAAAAUCUUCACGGUCUUUAAACCACAGUGUCCAUUACCAAUUUAUUUGACCUUUAAACCAGUGUCCAUUACCAAUUUAUUUGACCUUUAAACCAGUGUCCAUUAACAAUUUGUACCACAACAGAAUAUUUUCAAUGGCUAUACAAAUUAUUUAAAAAAUAGGUCACUGUAUUCGGAGAUGAUUUCUACUUUUGAAGCAUCAAACAAAACACUGAAUAGAGUUAGUAUUAAUUUAACCCAGCAGUGGGGUGCCUUGACUCAAUGCCCCCCACCUCCCCCGCUUCAUAAUCAGCGCCGUCUAGCACACAGACAACAUGUAUAUCUAUUUAUUUAUUUAUUUAGGCAUUUUUAUAUAGCGCUUACCUUAAAGCUCUAAGCGCUUUACAAUUAUUUAAAACAUGUAAACUAAGUAAAAUAAAAAUGAGACACUAGGAUAGUAACUACUAUAGAAACAAUUAAAAUGGCUAUAAAACGAGGACACUUUGGCCCGUUUUGGCCUAUAUAAUGUUAUAAAAAAAAAAAUCUUUCGAGUCUCUAGUUAUGCCACUGUAUUAAAAAAAAUUGACGUUACUUUACUUUCUUUUCUUUCUUUUUUUUUUUUUUUUUUUUUUUUUUUUUUGUUACCUACGUUAUAGGGUCACGUGGUAGCGUCACGUGGAGUUAACGAAUAACAAGGGAGUAAGAUAAAAAUAGAUGGCGUUUUGUUUUUAAUCCACUGUUUGCUAAAACAACAUCUACGUCACUAAAGAUCAUCAUGAAUAUGACAAGUUAAUAGUGCCUGGAGAAAACGAUCGAUGUCAUGACCUCUCACAGUUCAGGAGGGAAAAAAAGAGUGGGGGGGGGGGGGGGGGUGCAGGCCAGUUAAACCAGGUUUCAUGAUCGUAAGAGUAUUCAGUUUGCUUAGGGACGUAUAACUUUUAAAUACAUCACAUAUAGAUUAAACCAUUUCAAAAUUUCAACCAAAAUGUGUCUUAAAGAGCCAUAAUGUCUUAAAGAGCAAUAAUGUCUGAAUAUAACCAGAUUUGUUUAGAGCAGUAAGCCAUUUUAUAAUCAUUGUUUGUCUUAUUAAACAUAAACUGGCGACAUCAAUUACACAACAGACCGAGUGGUCCAGGCUUCCAAAGGAAACUAACUGAUCGAUGGUAGAAAUCAAAACGUAGUAACCUACCCAGUGCCCUACCCCCACAAACAAACACUUAGUUCCUAAACCAAUGUCAACUAUGCCGAAUCAGAAAAUAAAAUAGCAUUACAACAACAAAGUCUGGAAUGUUUACAAACUUCGGUUUGUAGGUCACGACUAUAACAAUUCAUCUCAUGUCAACAAUAUUACUAUUACCAACCAUUCAUGUCAGUUAGACCACAUUACUUUUACUCACACUAGGAUCAUUCAUCUCAUGUCAACAAUAUUACUAUUACCAACCAUUCAUGUCAGUUAGACCACAUUACUUUUACUCACACUAGGAUCAUUCAUCUCAUGUCAACAAUAUUACUAUUACCAACCAUUCAUGUCAGUUAGACCACAUUACUUUUACUCACACUAGGAUCAUUCAUCUCAUGUCAACAAUAUUACUAUUACCAACCAUUCAUGUCAGUUAGACCACAUUACUUUUACUCACUCUAGGAUCAUUCAUCUUAUUUCAACACUUUUACUGUUACUCACCAUUACAACCAUUCAUCUCAUAUCAACAAUAUAACCUUUACACAUCACUAGAACCAUUCAUCUCAUGUCAACAAUAUUACCUUUACACACCACUAGAACCAUUCAUCUCAUGUCAACAAUAUUACCUUUACACAUCACUAGAACCAUUCAUCUCAUGUCAACAAUAUAACCUUUACACAUCACUAGAACCAUUCAUCUCAUGUCAACAAUAUUACCUUUACACACCACUAGAACCAUUCAUCUCAUGUAAACAAUAUUACCGUUACACACCACUAGAACCAUUUAUCUCAUGUCAACAAUAUUACCUUUACACACCACUAGAACCAUUCAACUCAUGUCAACAAUAUUACCUUUACACACCACUAGAACCAUUCAUCUCGUGUCAACAAUAUUACCUUUACACACCACUAGAACCAUUCAUCUCAUGUCAACAAUAUUACCUUUACACAUCACUAGAACCAUUCAUCUCAUGUCAACAAUAUUACCGUUACACACCACUAGAACCAUUCAUCUCGUGUCAAAAAUAUUACCUUUACACACAACUAGAACCAUUCAUCUCGUGUCAACAAUAUUACCUUUACACACCACUAGAACCAUUCAUCUCAUGUCAACAAUAUUACCUUUACACAUCACUAGAACCAUUCAUCUCAUGUCAACAAUAUUACCUUUACACACCACUAGAACCAUUCAUCUCGUGUCAAAAAUAUUACCUUAACAAACCACUAGAACAAUUCAUCUCAUGUCAACAAUAUUACCUUUACACACCACUAGAACCAUUCAUCUCGUGUCAAAAAUAUUACCUUUACACACCACUAGAACAAUUCAUCUCAUGUCAACAAUAUUACCUUUACACACCACUAGAACCAUUCAUCUCGUGUCAACAAUAUUACCUUUACACACCACUAGAACCAUUCAUCUCGUGUCAACAAUAUUACCUUUACACACCACUAGAACCAUUCAUCUCGUGUCAAAAAUAUUACCUUUACACACCACUAGAACCAUUCAUCUCAUGUCAACAAUAUUACCUUUACACACCACUAGAACCAUUCAUCUCGUGUCAAAAAUAUUACCUUUACACACCACUAGAACCAUUCAUCUCAUGUCAACAAUAUUACCUUUACACACCACUAGAACCAUUCAUCUCAUGUCAACAAUAUUACCUUUACACACCACUAGAACCAUUCAUCUCGUGUCAAAAAUAUUACCUUUACACACCACUAGAACCAUUUAUCUCAUGUCAACAAUAUUAUCUUUACACACCACUAGAACCAUUCAUCUCGUGUCAACAAUAUUACCUUUACACACAACUAGAACCAUUCAUCUCAUGUCAACAAUAUUACCCUUACACACAACUAGAACCAUUCAUCUCAUGUCAACAAUAUUACCUUUACACACCACUAGAACCAUUCAUCUCAUGUCAAAAAUAUUACCUUUACACACCACUAGAACCAUUCAUCUCAUGUCAACAAUAUUACCUUUACACACCACUAGAACUAUUCAUCUCGUGUCAAAAAUAUUACCUUUACACACCACUAGAACCAUUUAUCUCAUGUCAACAAUAUUACCUUUACACACCACUAGAACCAUUCAUCUCGUGUCAAAAAUAUUACCUUUACACACCACUAGAACCAUUCAUCUCAUGUCAACAAUAUUACCUUUACACACCACUAGAACCAUUCAUCUCAUGUCAACAAUAUUACCUUUACACACCACUAGAACCAUUCAUCUCGUGUCAACAAUAUUACCUUUACACACCACUAGAACCAUUCAUCUCAUGUCAACAAUAUUACCGUUACACACCACUAGAACCAUUCAUCUCAUGUCAACAAUAUUACCUUUACACACCACUAGAACCAUUCAUCUCAUGUCAACAAUAUUAUCUUUACACACCACUAGAACCAUUCAUCUCAUGUCAACAAUAUUACCUUUACACACCACUAGAACCAUUCAUCUCAUGUCAACAAUAUUACCUUUGCACACCACUAGAACCAUUCAUCUCGUGUCAACAAUAUUACCUUUACACACCACUAGAACCAUUCAUCUCAUGUCAACAAUAUUACCUUUACACACCACUAGAACCAUUCAUCUCAUGUCAAUAAUGUUACUAUUACCACAAGAACCAUUCAUCUCAUGUCAACUAAUCCAGCCUCUAUGCUUAUUUUUCAUCAUACAUUUAAUUUGAGAUCCAUUAUUGGAUCACUUGACCAAACAAAAACAUGACGUUGUAAUUGCAAAACACAAUCAAUCCAGUACGGCAAUGAUUCGCCAGACAAUAUUUGAUCGCUAUCUUGUAACCAGCCAGUAAUGGACAUCUCCCACGACCUGCAACAGAUGUAGCCAAGCUGUGCAUUACUUAGUUUCACACAGACUGGGGCUAUGCUAUUAUUUUUUAUAACGAUAAAAGUAACUCGGUUCUUAAAGUAACCGAAGUGCUGUAACCAUGUCAUGUCUCCAAUAGAUCUUGUAUUCAUUUGUCUCCAAUAUAUGUUUUAAUCGUAUGUCUCCAAUAGAUCUUGUAUUCAUUUGUCUCCAAUAUAUUUUUUAAUCGUAUGUCUCCAAUAGAUCUUGUAUUCAUUUGUCUCCAAUAUAUGUUUUAAUCGUAUGUCUCCAAUAGAUCUUGUAUUCAUUUGUCUCCAAUAUAUUUUUUAAUCGUAUGUCUCCAAUAGAUCUUUGUUGUCGUGUUUAGGCCCAUCUAGAUUUUAGAUGUUCAAAAUUAACCCACCCAACCUACCCGACUCUAAUUAACCCACCCAACCUACCCGACUCUUAUUAACCCACCCAACCUACCCGACUCUAAUUUACGCACAAUGUAUUAUUUAUAUAUACCGGUAUAUAAACAGCUUAUCUCCAAAUCUUUAAAAACGUUUCUAUAGGGAAUGUAUACAAGAUAAAUAUUCUAAAGUGGUUCCCAAACAUUUAUUCCAAACAUUAAUGUUUGGUUGAUUGAAGAGACACAUUUUUAAGAUACCAUAAGACCCAUUUUUAUGUAGGCCCAGAGACGUCACUGGGGUUGGUGUCACCUAGUGCGAUAAACUCCUCAUGUCACCCCCCUCCCUUCGGAGUCCAACACCGGAUCACAUUAAGUUUCCUUCUUCACCACACAUUUACUAAAUUGUCUUAAACUGGAUCUACUUCAUCAUGAUGAGAGUUCCAUCAGGUUGUUGAUAGUCUUUUCAAUGCCAUUCCAGAGUGUUCAAUUAAAACAUCACAUCUGUAGAAAAGCAGGAAACAUCUCUCGCAAGAUAAACACCAAAUGUGUCACGUGAUGCAGUCUCAGCAAAUGAGUUUUGACCUUAAAAAUUAUAUCCAUUAAAAAUAGUUUUAUGAAUUGUGACAGCAUGAGUGACUGACAAUUAUUCUUGUGCUUGUAGUGUUUAUUAAUUGUACUUUGUGACUCGAUGGUCCUGUGUUGUGGUAAUGGUGUAUGACUGGACGUGGUGAGUUGUUUCCAUGAAUAUUUAAACUUAAAUGUGUUUAUUGGUUGAAGAACUGAAGCGAGUGGCCAUGUGAUGUAGGGUUUAAAAAGAAUGCAGAAUGGUGAAUAAAGUUAGUUGUUACACAGACUUGAGUUGAUCUUUUAUACUUUUAUUAUACUAUUACAGAAAUUGUGCAAGCAUUUUCGAUUUUUUUUUAUUCCACCCCUUUCCAGUUAUUUAUGAAUGUAAGAAGCACUACUCUCAAUCCACCUUUUAGAAUGUGGAUUUUCCCCACAUCUGAUCACCGCAGAAUCUGGUCGAUGAGCCAUAGGCCAGCUGGGAGUUUUAAUAUGAUUCCAAAAUACAAAAAGAAUGUACUUCCGAGUUUAUCGUUGAUAUUUUUCUGAAGUGAACGUCGCUAAACAAUGACCCGAUUAGGGCGUCACAAAUCUAAGCUCAAUGCCCCUUAUCUUAUGAUACCCUGUUCUUGUGCACCUUGCUCUUGUUGCACCCUGGUCUUAUGACCCCUUGAUCUUAUGACACCAUGUUCUUGUGCGCCCUACUCUUAUGACACCCUGUUUUUGUGGAGCCCUGUUCUUAUGACACCCUGGUGUUAUGAGCCCCUGUUGUUAUGACACCCUGUUUUUGUGAAGCCCUGUUCUUAUGACACCCUGGUGUUAUGAGCCCCUGUUCUUAUGACACCCUGUUUUUGUGAAGCCCUGUUCUUAUGACACCCUGGUGUUAUGAGCCCCUGUUCUUAUGACACCCUGUUCUUGUGCGGCCUUUUCUUAUGACACCAUGUUCUUGUGAAGCCCUGUUCUUAUGACACCUUAAUCUUAUGACCCGCUGUUCUUGUGACACCAUGUUUUAUGACACCCUUUUCUUGUGGCGCACUGUUCUUGUGGCACCCUGGACUUAUGACACCCUGUUCUUGUGGCACCCUGGUCUUAUGACACCCUGUUCUUGUGACGCCCUGUUCUAAUAACACCCUGUUUUGUGGUGCCCUUUUUUGUGAAACCCUGAUCUUAUGACGCCUUGUACUUGUGGCGCCCUGUUCUUGUGGUGCCCUGUUCUUGUGGUGCCCUGUUCUUGUAGUGCCCUGUUCUUGUGACGCACUGCUCUAAUAACACUCCGAUCUAUUUUGUGGCGCCCUUUUCUUGUGGCGCCCGUUCUUACGGCGCCCUGAUCUUAUGACGCAUUGUACUUGUGGCGCCAUGUUCUUGUGUCACGGCGCCCUUGUACCGCUCAGUCUGGUGGCACCCUGGUCUAGCAUUUAAAUUAGAUCAGUUGUGAAACAAACUCGGGCGACCUUUUCAAAUCUGCAAUCUUCUAUUGGGUGUCACCCCUGUGAGUGUGUGACCCGUUACAGUCCACACCCCCCCCCCCUUGACGCCACUGUGUAAGCCUACGAUGUUGUAUUUAUUUGACCAUUUUUGUGUUGAUAGUUGAUAUUUGUAUUCAAUUUUAAAUGACUUAUUCAUCUGAUAUAUACUGUAAUUAAAAGCCUUGACUCCAUGAUUUUUCUUUCAGAAGCGCAGAACUGCUUCUUCAAUACGAGUCUGCCUGCAGACAACAGGACCAGUACCUGCAAGAAAUUAAAGACUUGUGGUCCAUGUUCCGCAGUAAAUCAGCCAGUCCCACCAGUAAGACAUUGUUGAACGACAAACCUCGUAAUCAAAAAGGUUAUUUUUGGACCCCCCUGCUCCCUUUACCAAGUCGAACUGAUGACAGAUCCCCGAACAGGGCCUGUGUGUUACAUGCCCGGAAACACAGGGCCACGUCACAUACUACUGGUACAGUGGGUCGUCACGAUAAGAACACGACAGCGCCUCCUCCAAAAUCCUCUGCCAAAACUGAUAAAGUGGACACACGCAAGGUGAUUCAGCCCAUCAAGCUGCCGCCCAUCGAGGAACUUGAUCGAUAUGAGACCGAUUACGAACCCAUUGAACACAUCGCCCGACGCAACCAACUGAAUCUCAACAUGUAUCUCAAAGAAGGGAGGACACUGAAUAACCUGACACCAAGUGAAUCAAGCGAUGACUGAAGUCAAAGCCCUGUUGUGUAGCGACGCCACUGUGGCUGUGUAUCCGUCUGAAAGGAUAUUGUUUAUAAAUUCCACAUUAAAAAGUUUGCUUUUAAGUCACCCAUCAUCGUUUGAAAUGUAACGUAAUCAACGUGUUUUUAUGUAUCGGUAUUAGUAAUCGCUUCCCGAGUGACAUCUGAGAAUUCAUCCAUGUAUUAAUUGUAAAGCAUCCGUCAAAAUAAAACAUAAAUAU